Eubalaena glacialis (North Atlantic right whale) is the source of this 2879-nucleotide messenger RNA. It is a transcript of the gene MUC1, whose product is annotated as mucin 1, cell surface associated. Gene Ontology annotation, cellular component: apical plasma membrane. The transcript has 7 exons. The record is from RefSeq and is a predicted model, not a curated record. NCBI's taxonomy places the organism in Eukaryota, Metazoa, Chordata, Mammalia, Artiodactyla, Balaenidae. The coding region runs from base 131 to 2566 and encodes 811 amino acids.
CUGCUCUGGCUGAGCCUAGGGCGGGCGGGGGACCGGUAUAAAGCAGCAGCAGGCGCCUGUGCCUGCUCCACCUCGUGCGCACUGCCUGCCUGAGUCUGUUCUGCCCCCUCCCCACCACUUGGCCACCACCAUGACACCGGACAUCCAGGCCCCUUUCUUCUUCCUGCUGCUGCUAUUCCAAGUGCUUACAGUCUCUGGUAUAACCAGCAGCACUACACAGGCUUUGAGUGACCAAAGCCCUGCCUCAGGCUCGGCUGCCCCUCCAGACCACGGUGGCACCUCACCCCGGGCCACCAGUGGCGCCUCAUCUCCGAGCACCAGCCCUGCCUCAGGCUCGGCUGCCCCUCCGGUCCACGGUGGCACCUCACCCGCCAGGCCCAGUGGCGCCUCAUCUCCGAGCACCAGCCCUGCCUCAGGCUCGGCUGCCCCUCCGGUCCACGGUGACACCUCACCCGCCAGGCCCAGUGGCACCUCAUCUCCGACCACCAGCCCUGCCUCAGGCUCGGCUGCCCCUCCGGUCCACGGUGGCACCUCACCCCGGGCCACCAGUGGCGCCUCAUCUCCAACCACCAGCCCUGCCUCAGGCUCGGCUGCCCCUCCGGUCCACGGUGGCACCUCAACCCGGGCCACCAGUGGCGCCUCAUCUCCGACCACCAGCCCUGCCUCAGGCUCGGCUGCCCCACCGGUCCACGGUGGCACCUCACCCGCCAGGCCCAGUGGCGCCUCAUCUCUGACCACCAGCCCUGCCUCAGGCUCGGCUGCCCCUCCGGUCCACGGUGGCACCUCACCCGCCAGGCCCAGUGGCGCCUCAUCUCUGAGCACCAGCCCUGCCUCAGGCUCGGCUGCCCCUCCGGUCCACGGUGGCACCUCACCCGCCAGGCCCAGUGGCGCCUCAUCUCUGACCACCAGCCCUGCCUCAGGCUCGGCUGCCCCUCCGGUCCACGGUGGCACCUCACCCGCCAGGCCCAGUGGCGCCUCAUCUCUGACCACCAGCCCUGCCUCAGGCUCGGCUGCCCCUCCGGUCCACGGUGGUACCUCACCCCAGGCCACCAGUGGCGCCUCAUCUCCGACCACCAGCCCUGCCUCAGGCUCGGCUGCCCCUCCGGUCCACGGUGGCACCUCACCCGCCAGGCCCAGUGGCGCCUCAUCUCUGACCACCAGCCCUGCCUCAGGCUCGGCUGCCCCUCCGGUCCACGGGGGCACCUCACCCGCCAGGCCCAGUGGCGCCUCAUCUCCGACCACCAGCCCUGCCUCAGGCUCGGCUGCCCCUCCGGUCCACGGUGGUACCUCACCCCGGGCCACCAGUGGCGCCUCAUCUCCGACCACCAGCCCUGCCUCAGGCUCGGCUGCCCCACCGGUCCACGGUGGCACCUCACCCGCCAGGCCCAGUGGCGCCUCAUCUCUGACCACCAGCCCUGCCUCAGGCUCGGCUGCCCCUCCGGUCCACGGUGGUACCUCACCCCGGGCCACCAGUGGCGCCUCAUCUCCGACCACCAGCCCUGCCUCAGGCUCGGCUGCCCCACCGGUCCACGGUGGCACCUCACCCGCCAGGCCCAGUGGCGCCUCAUCUCUGACCACCAGCCCUGCCUCAGGCUCGGCUGCCCCUCCGGUCCAUGGUGGCACCUCACCCGCCAGGCCCAGUGGCGCCUCAUCUCUGAGCACCAGCCCUGCCUCAGGCUCAGCUGCCCCUCCGGUCCACGGUGGCACCUCACCCCGGGCCACCAGUGGCGCCUCAUCUCCGAGCGCCAGUCCUGCCUCAGGCUCGGCUGCCCCUCCGGUCCACGGUGGCACCUCACCCCGGGCCAACAGUGGCGCCUCAUCUCCGAGCACCAGCCACAUUACCAGGACAAUUGCCAGCAGCAGUAACCAGAGCAUAGUACCUCCGACCUCCGCCAGUCAUAAGACUUCUCAGCAGUUGCCUAUUAGGGUCUCCCUGUUCUUCCUGUCUUUUCACAUUACGAACCUCCAGUUUAACUCUUCCCUGGAAAAUCCCAGCACCAGCUACUACCAGAAGCUGCAGAGAAGCAUUUCUAUAUUGUUUGUGCAGACUUAUAAACAAGAGGAUUUUCUGGGCCUCUUAGAUAUCAAGUUCAGGCCAGGAUCUGUGGUGGUAGAAUUAACUUUGGCCUUCCGAGAGGGUACCACUGCCCACAACUUGGAGAGACAGCUUGGUCAGCUUGAAGCAGCAGCAGUCAAAUAUAACCUGACCAUCAGUGGAGUUAGUGUGCGUGAUGCAUCAUUUCCUUCCUCUGCCCAGUCUGGAUCUGGGGUGCCUGGCUGGGGCAUUGCCCUGCUCGUACUGGUCUGUGUUCUGGUUGCCCUGGCCAUCAUUUAUCUCAUUGCCCUGGUUGUGUGUCAGUGCAGACAAAAGAACUAUGGGCAGCUGGACCUCUUUCCAACCCGAGAUGCCUACCAUCCUAUGAGCACGUACCCCACCUACCACACCCAUGGGCGCUAUGUGCCCCCUGGCAGUACCAAACGGAGCCCCUUUGAGGAGGUUUCUGCAGGCAAUGGUGGCAGCACUCUCUCUUACGCGAACCUGGCAGCCACUUCCGCCAACCUGUAGGGGCACGUUGCCUGCUGAGCAGCCAGCGCCGACUGCCUCCCUGGGUUUCUUCACUGCUGCAGCCCUGCCCCCCUUGCCCCCAGCUCUGUUCUGGGCUGGUGAGCUGGGCAUUCAGGUGGGCUGCCCACAGUCUCCCUCACAGGCCCCACCAAGUCCCCUAAUCCAUCUUAGCCCUGGCGAAGCCCAUCCGAGCCCCUGGGGACAAGCCUGAGGCAGUGGCUCCCAGGAGGACUGGCCGGGACAGCUCGGAGAUGGGAGUGGGAACCUGAACAUGGCUGAAUAAAACUCGGGCCUCCUCUUCGCUGACCGCCAA